AACCACUUCCUCCGAGCAUCCACGGCCAUCUUUAAUUUUAACUCAUUCAUGAAAAGUUGUUUGGCGCAUGUAAACACGCGACACAAUUUGCACCUCGGAGCGGCUUCGCUGGCGCGGUGUGUGUGUAGUUUUCCCGCGAGGAGCGUCACGCAGAGCAGAGCUGAACCGAGCCGAGCCAGGCAGCAGCUGUCCACCGAGAUUAAGUAAACACCGAGAGCGUACGUGCAUAUUGUCCAGUGUAGCGUCUUGUGCAUCAGUCAGGAUGAGAAAGAAGCAGACUGCUAAACAGAGGAAGACUGAGGAGACUACAGUUGUCCAGGAGUUUGUGGUUGAAAAGAUAAUUCGACGCAGAAUAUUCAAUGGAAGAGUUGAGUACUUUUUGAAGUGGAAAGGCUUCACAGAUGCAGACAACACAUGGGAACCGGAGGACAAUCUGGACUGUCCUGAACUCAUAGAUCAUUUCCUGAGAACCACCCAUUUCUCUCUGGAGAAUGAGGAAGAGCUGGCUGAACAGGAGUUUAUUCCUAAAGAAGAAAUGACAGAGCAGGAGACGGAAAUUUCCUGUCUGCAGUCUCAGCAGCAGUCUCACACUGAGCAGAUCAACAGCGAUGUCUUCAAGCCAGAUGACGAGCAGUCAGACACUCCCACAAACCUCAGCACUUACCUCGAGCCUGAAUGCAUCAUCGGCUCCACUGACAGACAGGGAGAGCUCAUGUUCCUCGUCAAGUGGAAGAACUCUGACGAUGUAGCCUUGCUGCCGGCCCGAGAAGCCAGCACCAGGUGUCCCCAGGUGGUCAUUGACUUCUAUGAGCGCCAGCUGACGUGGCACUGUGGAGACGAGGAGCUGUGAAGUACGUGUAAAAAAAAAAAAAAACAGCUGUGCUCUCACCUGAAGCUUAAUUUAACCUCCAUCAAGCGUCCUCCUCCUCUUCCAGCUGACAUUAGAGACCAACUGUGCAAAGAUUGCAAGAUUCUGGCAGGUGCAAGAUCCUUGGCAAGGAUUGAUUUUAAGUGCUCUGGUUCUUGUGGUGCUCAAAUAGGUCUCUGUGCCUCUAUGGAGGCUGAAAUGGAGACUAAAUCAAACCUUCAGUGUAGAGCGACUAGUUUGAGGUCAGACUAACCUGUAGCAGCUUUGGUUCUGUGUAAGCAGACACAAUCACUGUGGACAUGUGUUUCUUUUUGACUGUUGUGUGAUAAUCUAGUAUUUGCAGUCCUGUUUGGCUACAAGGUUUUAGACUGUGUGUGCUUUAUCUUUGGAAUAGGGAAAGUGAACUAACUACUGUCCAAUCUGUACCUCCAGUUCAUGUAGCGCUGAAGAUUGUAGACCUGUUGUUUUAACGUUUUUUGUUUGAGUUGUUAUUAACACAGCUGUCACUAUGUUUUAAUAUUUCUCAACCCUUGUGAUUGAUGUUAAGUAUAUAAAAAUGUUGCCCACUUCAAAUUUCCUCGUAUUCCAAUCAGCUGCUAAAGACCAAAUGUUUCCUUUCUCCUCUGUAUUGAAUUAUAACAACAAUAUUGUUGUUUGUUACAUAUUUGGAGCCUACCCAAAGUCAAAUCCUUGCAGAAUGGUGUUAAAAAAGCUAUAUUAUUUGUAAAACAAUUGUAUUGAGAUAACAUACAGUGAUUGGUGCACCUUUGAUGGCUAGUGCGUUUGUUAAAUGUAGCACUUUAGAUGUGAGACUGUCCAGUAAUGAGGGGCAUUUUCUUCCUAUAGUAUACACGCUAAAUGUCUCCUGAUGGCUCUGUCCUGACUCAACAUAUCUCCCAUGACUGAUAUGGGACCCAGAUGAACCUUAAACCUCUGUAAACACACCUGCUACUGACUUACUGUAACUGUUGACCAUGGAUCUGUGAAGUCUGUGAAUAACAAUAAUUAAAAAAAAAACUUUUGUGAAA
Messenger RNA from Notolabrus celidotus (New Zealand spotty), 1896 nucleotides. It is a transcript of the gene cbx3b, whose product is annotated as chromobox homolog 3b. Gene Ontology annotation, cellular component: pericentric heterochromatin; nucleus. Bases 263 to 850 code for a protein of 195 amino acids. Gene Ontology annotation, molecular function: chromatin binding. The transcript is spliced from 5 exons. NCBI's taxonomy places the organism in Eukaryota, Metazoa, Chordata, Actinopteri, Labriformes, Labridae. Gene Ontology annotation, biological process: chromatin organization; negative regulation of transcription by RNA polymerase II. The record is from RefSeq and is a predicted model, not a curated record.